AUGACAGCCUCGCGCAGGGGAGACGCUUACUUCCAGAGUCUCUACGCCAAGGAGCCCGACUUCCAACGCCUUGCGUUGCACGAUGCCGACUUCAGAGCCAUCCUCAGCCCGAGCCACCAGCUGGACUUCACCGACCCGGCUGCCGUCAAGCAACUUACCAAAUCCCUGCUGAAGAUCCAUUUCAACAUUAAUAUCAAUCUGCCAGGCGACAGGCUGUGUCCGCCUGUCCUAAAUAGACACAACUACAUACUAUGGCUCAAGGGCCUACUCGACUCAAGCUCGUACAAUGAGCCUGGGGGGAAGCUCGUCGGCCUCGACAUUGGGACGGGCGCAUCCUGCAUCUACCCCUUACUCGGCUGUGCCCAAAGACCAUGGUCUUUCAUCGCCACUGAUGUCGAUGCUGAGAACUUGAAGCACGCAGAGAUGAAUGUGCGUAUGAACGAUCUACAGUCUCGCGUACAGGUUCUGCCCCGCAAACUCACAGACCUUAUGGUGCCUUUGGAUGAGCUCGAUCUGGAUAGGAUUGACUUCGUCAUGACCAACCCUCCCUUCUACGAGUCCGAAGAGCAGAUGCUCAAGUCGGCUGCGGCCAAGUCGCGUCCGCCUCAUUCCGCCUGCACUGGUACACCGGUGGAGAUGGUCUGCCCAGGCGGGGAAGUCGCCUUUGUCGACCGCAUUCUACAUGAGUCCCUGCAGCUCAAGCAGAGAGUGCAAUGGUACACUUGCAUGUUUGGAAUGGUCUCAAGCCUCGAGGUCAUGGUGCAGAAGUUGAAGGAACGCGGCGUGUACAACUAUGCGGUCACUGAGUUUGUCCAGGGCAAGAAGACACGGCGAUGGGCUGUCGCGUGGAGCUUUGGGCCAAUGAGACCGAGCCAGGUUGUUUGCAGGGGCAUGAAGGCAACGCCUUGGAGGAAGAUACUGCCGGCUGUGGUGGAGGUGGAGGUCUUGGCUAUUGGCAACAUUUCAGUGGUGGCCAAAAAGGCCGAUGAGCUGUCUGGACUCGUGGGAUCAUUGCAACUCUUGUCGUGGGAAUGGGACAGGGAGAAGUUGAGCGGCAUCGGGCGGGCGAGGGAGAAUGUCUGGAGCAGGGCAUGGCGGAGGAAGAGGAAGCGCGGCGAGGAAGAUGGACCGGCGGCUGCUCAUGACACCAGGGGAAAGGAUCAGUGCGUGUUGGGUUUCUCUCUGUCGAUGAGCGUCCGGAAGGCCGAUGCUGUUGUAAUAUGCAGGUGGCGAGAAGGCCAUGACGAGUCUAUCUUCACGAGCUUCUUGUGUUCAAAAAUGUCGAACUCUCCCACACCGUCACAGGCGCAAUCGCGCUUCAAGGCGCCGAACAACAUGUCUACGCAAGAGCGCAUCUCGACCAAUACUGUCGGACUAGUGAACCUGUCCGACUUCCGCAAACGCAGAGCAGAAGUGCUGGAGCAGCAAGAGCGCGAGGCCAGGGAAGCGCUGCGCUCAGGUACGACUACCCCUUUGAUCGACCGAUCACAGAGCGCGACUCCGAGUAACCUGAGCGAUGGGGGUAGCGAACGGCCCGUCAAGAAGCAGAAGAAACCCAAGAAGGCGCUCGUGUCGUUCGGUGAUGAUGAGGAAGACAACGACGCGGGGCCUGUCUUGAAACCAAAGGCCAAAGGAAUCACGGCCACCGACUCAAGCACCACGGGUGAUGACCAGCCAGAGCCGAGCACCAACGGCGACGUUGCCACCAAGGAUGGCAAGAAACCAAGCGGGAAGAUCUUGGCCAAUGCCUCUGUCGGCUUCGUUCCUCGCGCCAUGACAAAGUCGGCACUACGACGCGAAGCGGCUGAGCGGGACACGCUCAGGAAGGAGUUUCUUGCCCUCCAAGAAGCCGUCAAAGCCACCGAAAUCGCGAUGCCUUUUGUGUUCUACGACGGCACCAACAUUCCCGGUGGUACAGUACGUGUCAAGAAAGGGGAAUUCGUCUGGGUGUUCCUGGACAAAUCCCGCAAGGUCGGCGCCGAGCUGGGUGUUGGUGGCGAGAAGAAUGCCAACGUCAGGAGGGAGUGGGCGCGCGUCGGCGUUGAUGAUUUGAUGCUGGUUCGCGGCACGAUGAUCAUCCCACACCACUACGAAUUCUAUUUCUUCAUAAUGAACAAGACUGUUGGCCCGGGCAACGUCCGCCUAUUCGACUACAGCGCCGAAGCCCCAACCAAGAUCCCUCGCGCGUCAGGAUCACCCGAACCACCGCCGAAUCCCCUUUCCACGCCUGCCGGAAAGGGUGGUAUCAAUACCAAUCUGGUGGACAUCAACACUCUCGAGGGCGCGGACGAGGAUCCUGCGUUCACCAAGGUCGUCGAUCGGCGAUGGUAUGAGCGCAACAAGCACAUAUACCCCGCGAGCGUGUGGCAGGAAUUCGACCCCGAGAAGGACUAUACGAGUGAGAUUCGGAGGGAUACUGGUGGCAACACAUUCUUCUUCACGAAGUGA
Diaporthe amygdali is the source of this 2448-nucleotide messenger RNA. RefSeq lists its product as uncharacterized. The transcript has 6 exons. Gene Ontology annotation, cellular component: nucleus. Gene Ontology annotation, biological process: rRNA base methylation. NCBI's taxonomy places the organism in Eukaryota, Fungi, Ascomycota, Sordariomycetes, Diaporthales, Diaporthaceae. The record is from RefSeq and is a predicted model, not a curated record. Gene Ontology annotation, molecular function: 23S rRNA (adenine(1618)-N(6))-methyltransferase activity. Bases 1 to 2448 code for a protein of 815 amino acids.